CAUACAGUUUUCAACUGGAAGCUACGUCUGCCUCGUGAAUACACAGGACUUAGGCCUAGGUCCUUUGUAUUUUUUAACAUGGAUUAUUUUAUCGAUCUUUGGAGAAACCAAGAAAGAACAAUAGAGUGGUAAACGCACUGUUUUAUUUUACUUUUAAAUCUACUUGUGUUUGCUACAAAACAAAAAAAAUGGGUUUUGGUUAGUAUUUUUGACAGUAUUUUGAUGUGUUAACACUGAGCGCAUGGAACACUGGAUACCAAAUAGAGUAGCCUAUUCGCCGCACAGCAGAGCGUGCGCCGUGCCACCGGGUUGAAUACGAGCGCACAGAUGCGUGCCACAGUAUGUCGGUGCUCCUCAACAACACUCAGAACGGCGUUAGUUUCCGCGGUGGAGACAACUACGUUUGGCAAUACGAGUACUACGAUGACGAAGAACCUGUGUCUUUUGAAGGUCUAAAGGCACAUCGCUACUCUAUUGUUAUAGGGUUCUGGGUUGGCCUGGCUGUGUUUGUCAUCUUCAUGUUCUUCGUCCUCACUCUUCUGACCAAGACUGGGGCUCCGCAUCAAGAACACUCAGAAGGCUUUGUGAAAUCAGUUCGUGUGGGCACUUGUGUGGUGGACAUGGGCACCCAGGCGUUCUGUCGCCCCCUACUGGCCAACUCCCACUCCCCUCCUUUUCGCUGCUGGUCACAGGACCAGACUGCCAAUCAAAUGCCAGAUGUCAUCGCCCUUGGCAAGCUUAUUGGCUGUAAUCCUGAUGGGGUCGUUUCCGACGGUGACCUCCUGUCAGAGUUCAAUAUUCCAAAUGUCGUGGUGACCUCUAAUCCCGAGUUGAAUGUCACUGAUGAUGACUUACUUCUCUCUGAGCCGCCAGUUAUCAUUGAGGACCAAUCACAUGGCACUACUCGAGCUCACACGUUCCACUGAGGACCAACCCUUUAUUUGAAACGGAUGAUCCUUGAGCUUUCGAGCUAGAACCUUCUAGAACCUCACCAGGACCUUUCCUAUGUUUGAAAAUAGGGGAUCCUUAACCGUCAACACUCCCUAGAUCUUCAAGAUACUCAAGAAAUGUGUCCUGACAGACCUUUCACAUCAGUACUGACCUAAACCAGAUACUGGGCAACAUGGAAUAUGCAUUGGAAUCUCUAAAACCUGGUCUCACAUCAGGGCUGACCUAUACCAGACACUGGACAAUAUGGAAUAUGCAUUGGAAUCUCUAAAACCUGGUCUCGCAUAGGGA
This is a messenger RNA of Alosa sapidissima (American shad), 1239 nucleotides long. Its product is annotated as melanocortin-2 receptor accessory protein 2A-like. Gene Ontology annotation, cellular component: plasma membrane; endoplasmic reticulum. The record is from RefSeq and is a predicted model, not a curated record. The transcript is spliced from 3 exons. Gene Ontology annotation, molecular function: signaling receptor regulator activity; type 5 melanocortin receptor binding; corticotropin hormone receptor binding. Gene Ontology annotation, biological process: protein localization to plasma membrane; regulation of adenylate cyclase-activating G protein-coupled receptor signaling pathway. The coding region runs from base 342 to 926 and encodes 194 amino acids. NCBI's taxonomy places the organism in Eukaryota, Metazoa, Chordata, Actinopteri, Clupeiformes, Clupeidae.